Molecule: messenger RNA, 2160 nt
Organism: Carica papaya (papaya)
Lineage: Eukaryota; Viridiplantae; Streptophyta; Magnoliopsida; Brassicales; Caricaceae
Product: peptide-N4-(N-acetyl-beta-glucosaminyl)asparagine amidase A-like
Source: RefSeq, a predicted model, not a curated record
CAAUCAUUAAAAACAUCGAUUUCCUCGCCAUUUUGAAAACAUCCCGCAUUGUUAACUUCAUCUUCAUAAAUCCUAACAGAACCAGCAACCUUUCUCAACCAGCAUUCAUGGCGUUCUCUGCGAUUCCUCUCUUCUUCUUUUCUCUUUUCCUCCUCAAUCCCCUCUUCACCCUCGCCAAUAUCCACAAAACCAACAAUCUACUUAAAUCAACCGUUCUGAGUCAACUCACCACAACACCACCCCACAACAACACCCCACCGAAGUUCUUCUUUGAAGUCACCAAACCCAUCAAACUACCCAAAACCAAACCAUGCUCUCACCGUGUCCUCCGCCACGACUUCGCAUUCACUUAUGGUAGAUCCCCUGUUCUUGCCAAUUAUACCCCUCCUUCUCACUGCCCCUCUCAGAGUUUCUCCAAGAUUGUCCUUGAAUGGAAAGCUACUUGCAGAGGCAGACAAUUUGAUCGCAUUUUCGGAGUUUGGUUGGGCGGUGUAGAGCUUCUUAGGAGCUGCACAGCUGAGCCUACCGCCACUGGAAUUCUAUGGCGUGUUAAAAAAGAUGUGACUAGGUACUCUUCUUUGCUUACUAAGAAUGAUACACAGACUCUUGCGGUUUACCUUGGUAAUCUGAUUGAUAAGACUUAUACUGGCGUUUAUCAUGUAGAUAUAACUUUUCAUUUUUACCCUGCUGAAGAGGAUUUGAGUUACGGCCAUGAUUUGGGUAAUUCGAUUCCUGCGUACGGUUCUAAUGCUGAUUUGAUCUUACCCAUUUCGAGGAAUCUGCCAUUGAAUGAUGGGUUGUGGUUUGAAGUUGAGAAUUCUACUGAUACUGAAUCCAAGGAAUUUAAGAUUCCGAGAAACGUUUAUAGGGCUGUGCUUGAGGUUUAUGUUUCUUUUCACGAGAAUGACGAGUUUUGGUACGGGAACUUUCCUAGUGAAUACAUUGAUGCUAAUAAUCUAAGUGGUGUUGGGGGGAAUGGGCCUUUUAGGGAGGUUGUGGUUAGUCUUGAUAAGCAAGUGGUUGGUGCAAUUUGGCCCUUUACUGUUGUUUAUACUGGAGGGAUUAAUCCUCUCUUGUGGAGACCUAUCAGUGCCAUUGGUUCAUUUGAUUUACCCACUUAUGAUAUUGAAAUUACUCCGUUUUUAGGGAAUUUGUUGGAUGGAGAAACCCAUAAAUUAGAGUUUAGUGUUACUAAUGCUUUGAAUGUGUGGUAUAUAGAUGCUAAUUUGCAUCUUUGGUUGGAUGGUACGAGCACAAAUGUGAAAGGGAAGCUUCUGAAACACAGUAGUUUGCCUCUUCUGUUCUCUUCGAUGAAUAAUUUCAAGGGCUUGAAUGGAAAAUUCUUGACAAAUGUAAGCAGAUCAGUAUCAUCAAUUGGCUGGGUCAAGUCCUCUUAUGGGAAGGUUACAACUUCUUUCACCCAAAACUUCAGUUACAGCAACUCAAUGAUACUGGGUAAGGAUGGGAAUUUGCAGAUUGUGAAUCAGUUUAUCCAUUUUGAUGACAGUGUUUAUGCGAAGCGGUUGUCCUCAUAUGCUCUCUUUAAGAAAUCACUCAAAACCUUUCCCUUUUACUUAUACUCUGACUACUCAGAUUCGGGAAAUGAAACUUCUCUUUCUGUUGCAAAUGUCACUAUCGGAUUUUAUGAGAAGAAGUCUCAGAGUGCUGGUUUUGGAUUGUCAAUGAGCAUUCUAAAAAAUAAGCAGGAUGGGCAGGGUCUCAUGGUUGUAAAGGACAACUUGGUAAUAAGGGGACUGGGAAGUACACAACAAGUAUACAAAUAUGAUGGUAGUGACUUCUGCUACUUUAGGAACAUUAGCAGCUCAAACUACACCAUUCUUUAUGAUGAAGAAAGAAGUACUUGUGAUAAAAGCACGAAGUCUUAUUUUGGAUUUGGCUUAAACAAAUGGCAUGUUCCAUCUCGUAGAGCUUUUCUAGCAUCUAAUCUACAUGAUGAUCAGAAAGGAGUUUAGUAAUUCAAGUUAAUUGGCCCUUCGGUUACUUCAUGAAAGGAGCUUUCCAGGUUAGAUUUUCCAUGGAAUUGUUGCAAGUGAAAACACCCAAUAAAUUAUAAGCUAGUUUUCUUUCGUGUGGAAAGCCUCUGGUCUUGUAGAUAUGUUUAUAUCUUUUUAUGAUGACUCAUUAUUAUUUUUUUCAACU